UGCCUGUGGAUGUUAUGUUCUGUCUAGUUUUCUGAGAAAAAAACAACCCAAGAGGACCCCUUUUUGCCAGUGUUUACUCAACAACGCAAACAUGGAAAAAGGAAGAUGCUAUUUAACUUGCAGACAGAACUAUGCUUUUCUUUUAGAGGAUGUGGGACGAAGAGGAUGAAGAAAUGGAGUUAGAUUCACCUAAGACCCCUUUGUUCAAAUUCAUCAGAAGUAAGAUGACGUAUUCCGGUGGUGACGUCAGUUCUACCAAAAGAGGUGAUAUCCGGAUAAAAAAUCGGGAUGAAUCAAAAGUUUUACGUUUGGGAGAUCGAAUAAACCUUCGUAAAGAAUACAUACAACGCAGACGCUGGAUUGUUGAUUUAGAAUUUGUCUUUGCAAUGGCUGGUAUAAUUCUGAUGAUGAUUGAAACGGAACUGUACAUAACACACAACAUUUCCAAGACAAGUGUAAUAUCACUCGGUGUUAAGUGUAUUAUAUCGGUUACUACGAUGGCCCUCCUUGUAACCAUCUGUUUCAACUAUUACACUGUGAUACAGAUCAAAGUACUGGAUAUGGGAGUAAGAGAUUGGCGAUCCGUAAUUACAGCUUGGAUGGUUUUUAGUUUGCUUCUGGAGCUUAUUGUGUGUACGCCACAUCCGUUUCCGGGUGAUUACGAUAUCGUGUAUACAUCCCCGGCUGGUAGCCAGCGAAUGGUCAGCAUCGAUGCGGUGUUGUCCAUUCUAAUGAUGACCCGGUUGUAUUUGGUUGGAAAGUUUGCAGUGGUGCACAGUCGACUGUUGACAGACACGUCUACAAGUAGUAUAGGAACACUCAGUAAAGUUAAAAUCAACGCAAAAUUCGUCUUCAGGGCGGCUAUGACAAAUAAACCAGGGUUGUUGAUAUUCUUUGUCAUGGUGAUUUCGUUCCUUGUAAAUACGUGGGCAAUGAGAACUUGCGAGAUUUACUAUGAACCAGCGAACAAAAAGAAUACUUACUUAGAGACGAUGUGGCUGGUGGCCAUUACCUUCCUGACAGUAGGGUAUGGAGAUGCCACUCCCAGUAGUUACUGCGGGAGGUACAUCUCCAUCAUCACAGGUAGUAUGGGAGUGGUCACAACAGCACUUCUCGUCGCCAUGUUGGCGCGAAAUCUCGAACAAUCCCGACAGGAAAAGUACGUAUUCAAUUUCGUAUCGAGGAUGCAAAUUGAGAACAGAAAGAAAAGUGCCGCUGCCAAUGCCAUCAAAAAUGUUUUGAAAAUAUGGACUCUGCAGAAGAAUGGAGGUCAAAGUAAAGAGAUAAGGAAAUACACAGACCGUUUAAAACAUGCUCUUAAAGAAAUAAAAGUGGCCCGAGAGGAAAUGGAUCACAUUGGAGAUGGAAUGUUAGGGAUGGUUGACGUGGCACACACGGUAGACCGGAUCAGUACCGUGGUCGACAGGAACUUUCACGGACUGAAUAAACUAGAGAUGAGAAUUAACUCCCUUGAUAUGCGACUCUCUAAUAUAGAAGACAAACUGAAUGAAAUAAGAACACUUGUAUCCGCAAAGUUAAGGUAAAAUAAUCAAGUUGAUAUUUCACAGAGGGUAUUUAUACAAGGCAAUGGUAUACCUAAUGUAGCAACAGGUAGAUACUAAACCUAGCUUACUCAACUACAUGUACAAACGGAAAUCAAUUCCCUCAUUGUAUUAAGUUUAAACUAUGCAACAUAUACUGGGUAAGGUUAAGCUGUCAUUAAUAAUGUUCGAAAAACAACGUUUAAAUGUCAUUACGAAUUAUUUGUUUCAUUGCAUCAAUGCAUUUUUCAUAUCCUAAAUGAAUUCAAUAUGGUUUUGUAACAGACAUGACUCAUGCAUCAGGUGAUUAUUAGUAAGACUUAGAUCUUUGCCAUGCCUAAUUAGUAGGGUUUAACAUUAUUGAAUCGGUUUAUCCCCCUCCUUCAGUAUAAAUUCCUUUAUUGACAUCGUUUCGCUGUGUUUAUAAAAUGCUAACGCCAUAUCUUUUAUUUAUGCGUUUGUUUAAAUUGAACGUUCACUUAUGCUUGGUUUAUACAAAUGUCGAUGGUAUACUAAUUGAAAUAAAUUUAUUCUAUAUAAAAUAUGAUAAAAUAUGCAUAAAUAAUUCAUACUUUUUAAAACAAAACGUUUUUCUGAAUCAUUGUAUGAAUUGUAUUAGAGUUAUCUAUAUGCGAAACAUUUAUUACGCAUCACCAAUUUAUUCAUAACAACCUGUAGCGUUACAAAUACUUGUUUUCUUCUGUAUUUUGACCCUUCUCAAGUAUAUCUCAGUGUUGACCUCCAUUAGUAAAGAAAGGACGACUGGCGUAGUUAAGUUUUGUGUAUGUUUUGAUGACCCUGUAGGCAGACGAAACUAUACCAAUGUGGCUUAGCGCAUUUGUAUUUGCUUUAAUGCCUGUAACAAUAUGGUGGAAUUACUUGAAACUGUAGCAGGGAUACGUUGUGAAGCAUGGAUUAUCCGUAAUUGGCAGAUUCACACACAUCGAAUUUUGCUUUUAUAAAUGUUAUCACAUGGCUUGUGAAUUGUCAUAUAGUGUUGCGAUCAGUUUUCAGGUCAUGUAAUAUGAAGUUCUGUAUAUAUCACUAUGUCGGAACAAGGUGUUGUUUUACUCUAGAAGUCUCAAAACUCAUUUUUAGCUGGAAGCCAUUGGUUGCUAUGCUUGGCAAUUAUCAACGAACACGAACAACUUAAUUUGUGAAUAUGUUAAUGUCAUUUUACACUAUAGAAGCACGACGUCAUUAUUUUUUCUCGACGUCAAUUUUAUUUGUGUCAAGAUGUUGGAAAGCAAGUAAAAUACCUUUAAAACCUCUUUACUUGUGGUACAUGUGCUUUGUACAAACUAUCAUCUAGGGAUUGAAUGGAGUUAAUUUUCACAUUUAUGCCGGUAUGACACAAAUAAGUUGCGUCUAUUUGGUUAAUGAAUAAUAAAAUAUGGACAUAACAGAUUUGCAUACAUAUGGGUAUGAAUGUUUAAAAAAACAAAAUCGUAUAUUUACAAUAAAAAACUACAGUUAUCAAUUGUUUAAAUACAAAUGUUUCUUAAUAUUUACCAUAUUAAAGCUUCUCAGUGAUAAGUUAAAAUAACAUUCCUGGAAUAGCUCAAUGACAUCUAGAUGUUUGCUUCUUAUGAUGUACGAAUAGUCCAUGUUGUACGAAGCGAGAUUAUAAGCAUCAAGUAACACUAACCUAUCUGCGUUCAUAGUCCUCUGAAUUUAAUUGUUUUUUCGUAGAGUUAAUAUAAGAGUUUGCAGCGCGGAAAUGUAAGUGUUUAUGUAAAGAAGGUCUUUAGUACACGCAAAACCACACACCUGUCUUUAUCUGGCAGGACAGAUAACAUACUUUUUUUGGUGUGGCCAAAUAUUGAAAUUAAUUUGUGUAAAUAUGAAAGUUUUUUAUGCAGUUAACGUUAUAAUAACAUUGAAUUGAAUUGUGUUAAACAUUAAUAAAUGUGUUAUAU
Messenger RNA from Mizuhopecten yessoensis (Yesso scallop), 3460 nucleotides. Its product is annotated as small conductance calcium-activated potassium channel protein 2-like. Gene Ontology annotation, molecular function: calmodulin binding; small conductance calcium-activated potassium channel activity. Lineage: Eukaryota; Metazoa; Mollusca; Bivalvia; Pectinida; Pectinidae. The coding region runs from base 150 to 1544 and encodes 464 amino acids. The transcript is spliced from 2 exons. The record is from RefSeq and is a predicted model, not a curated record. Gene Ontology annotation, cellular component: neuronal cell body; plasma membrane; neuron projection. Gene Ontology annotation, biological process: potassium ion transmembrane transport.